Molecule: messenger RNA, 1038 nt
Organism: Hymenoscyphus albidus
Lineage: Eukaryota; Fungi; Ascomycota; Leotiomycetes; Helotiales; Helotiaceae
Source: the annotation of a GenBank genome assembly
CAACGCUCUGGCAUCGCCUCCUUCUUCACCAGCAUAAAGGCCAAUCUCAACCUACCACCUCUUUCAGCUAGCACAGUCACCCGGACCAAGGUUGGUAAAUGAUGGUCCCCUGCCAAUAUCGAACUAAAUAGUAAAAGGAGAUGGCAAAUCGAAUUCCACAACACCCUUCGGUGACGGACUCGUUCCACCAAUUUUCCAAACUAGUGGAUGAAGUACGCCUCAUGAUAUGGGAAUUCACGUGGCCAACUUCGAGGGUCAUUGAAGCUGCAUUGUUUAAUAAUCCGGAAGGUCAAGAGGAGGAAUCGAUAGAGCCUUUCGAGAUCGUAAAUCUUCGGCUUGCGGGGAGCCUAUCUACAAUGCUCCGGCAAGAAAUAGGGUGUCGGGUUGUAGAAGAAGGCCCUAUGGAACAGUGCCCUGACCCAGUUGCACUGCGAAUCUGCCAUCAAUCUCGAAUGCACACUCUAAAGCGAUAUCGUCUCAUGCCAUCACUGGCGCGCCCAUUCUACUACCACCCUCGGCGCGAUAUCCUCUUGCUCACCGUUGAUGUUGCAGAUGACUAUCCUAUGCACAUGCCCGUCCUACAGCGUUAUCACGGAACAGAGCUUAAUUAUCUUGAGACCAUUCUAGUGUCGGAUGGUGCGUGGCCAGAGACAGAAGCGGAGAAAAGACUCCAAAUGAGAUACGCACUAGAUUAUAUCUCUCAUCUUGGCGGCCUCCAAACAAUCCAAGUGUUACUAGGUAGUGAAGAGUCAAGGGACUUGGAUGGCGAGGGAAAGGAGGUGGGCCUUCUCGCUCAUGCCGAGCGUCUCAGAAGCAAUUUCCCAGCUAUAAUUGAAAAUGAAAGGUGCACAGCAAAAAAUAUCCAGCUGAUGGAUUCCAACGGGAAAGUGUAUUGAUAAUUCUAGGUAGCGUUGGUCUUUCGUAUCUUUGAAUUUGAAAUUGGAUGGGGAAUUGUUGGCGUAUUAUUGUGGUGUAUUUGAUUUAUCCUGCAGGCGGGAGGCAUGUUAAGGGGUACAUCAAUCAGAGAUGGUAUAAAAU